Messenger RNA from Effrenium voratum, 2214 nucleotides. The record is from the annotation of a GenBank genome assembly. Lineage: Eukaryota; Dinophyceae; Suessiales; Symbiodiniaceae.
GAGCACUUCAACGAACAUCAAUACCGAGAGCAGGCCGUGUUGUCAGCCUGCCCAAUGGCGGUCAGCGUGCUCAGAUGGCGUUACAUCUCCGAUUCUGGACGACAAAAACUGCCCGAGCACCGCUAUUCGGGCACCGAUAACUCACUGAUGUACAUUUACUUUUGCUCUCCUUUGGCGGACUGGCUCGUGCAAUUCUUCCCUCUUUGGCUUGCUCCGAAUGUGAUCACCCUUCUCGGCCUGGCCGUGUCUCUCUUGGGCUACUUGGUGGUGCAGUGGCACUCGCCCAGCUUCACUGAGCCCUGUCCGUCUUGGGUGUGGUUUCUUGCGGCGUGGUGCACAUUUACAUAUCAGACUCUGGACAACAUCGACGGCAAGCAGGCCCGGCGAACGGACAGUGCGUCGCCGUUGGGCCUCUUCAUCGAUCACGGUGCGGAUGGUUUGAACAUCGUGCUGUCCUCUUUGAACGUUUUGGCCCUGCUGCAGCUGGGUGCCCGAGCCUCGUGCUGGGCUUCCGUGGCGGUGUGGGCGGCCAGCUCCGUGCCCUUCUUCUCGGCGACCUGGGAGGAGUACUUCACCGGGACCUUGUAUUUGGGCGCCUUCAACGGGCCCACGGAUGGGGUGCUCAUCCUCUGCGCGGCGUAUCUGGCCACCGGCCUCCUGGGACAGGAGCUGUGGAGCGCGGAGGUCUUCUUCGGUUUUUGCGUGGCGGACGCCACCAUCGCCUUCUACGGCGUCUGCGUGUUGGUCACGGCGCUCGGGAAUCUCCGGUCCGUGUGGGAGGUGCAGCGCGCCAGGAAGCACUCCAUGCGCAGCGCGCUGGGCUUCACCCGGCCCUUCUGCGGGCAGCUGCUGGCGGCGUGCUCUCUCGGGCCCCGGCACCCGCAGGAAGUGGACCUGCGGAUCUGGUUUUGGUUCUUGGGGGCGUUCUUCCUGAUCUUGGUGUCGCUGCUUCAGCUGGCCCACGUUUGCAGCGAGAGCUACGUGCCAUGGCGCUGGAGCGUGUUGGCCCUGGCCGUGCUGGUGGCUGACAAGCUUGUCUCGCCCUUCGCGGAAAUGAAGCUGGCGAUGGCUUUGGUUUUGACCGCCUGGCUGCACUUGGUGCUCCACGCCAUUUGGGAGAUGGCGGAGAUCUUGCGGAUCCCCAUUCUCACGCUUUCUCGCUCGGGCGCGCCGAUGUUCCGGGCAUGGCUCCUGGCGGCGAUCCUGGUGCAGGCCUCGGCCCAGUGGGCUAACGCCACCCGAGGGGCAUUGCAGGCUUACUUGCACAGCAGAUUUGGUGCUUCUCCAAGUGUGAUGCCUGCCAAAGGAGACCCUGCGUUGGACCCAUGUCCUGUGCUCAAUGAUUGGCCGAACAAGCUGGAGAUCGACGUCCCCAGCCCUUGUAACCUCCUAGCGACCUCCGGCAGCUGGACAUCCUCUGAGAUCUCUUCCAGUGGAGCAGCAACUCCGCUGGUGAUGUCCUGGAUGCAGCAGUGCAGCGCCCUGGGCGGAGGCUUGGUGCCUGUCACCACCUACUCCCUUCCCAGCGGCGGCUUGUUUGGAACAUCGCAGAUGAUGCCGUCCUUGACCGGCAACACCUUGCGCUUGGAGGACUGCGUGGGAUACACGCGGUACUACUUGGAUGAGAAGGUCUACUACGUGCCUGGAGAGCCAGAUGCGCACGCCUGCGAGAUGUACCACUCUUGCGAUGGCUCAGUUCUCCUGCAGUUCAUCAUCAGAGACCAUGCAGGACGCAAGAUGGCUCACACGCCCUAUCUUCGGCUAUUCCAGAGCUCCUUCAACAUAGAGGACGCAAAUGGAUUGCUGGUGGCACAGGUUGAAAGGAUCGGGCACUGGAACCCCAUGUCGAAGGUUUGCUCGGGGCAGGCGCACAAGUGGUUGGUGAAGUUCCCAGAUUUGGGGGUGGCAGGUGCAUCAUCCAUCUUCCCUACGGCGGCUGAUAGAUGGCCGGUGGCCCAGCUGGUGACGGUGAUGGCCACCCGCGACGGAAGCCGCGGGGCCUCGGGCCUGGUGCACCCGGGGCUCUGCGAGGCGGAGAAGACCGGGCUCCUGGUAGCGUCUUUGGUCUUUGUGGUGGUGGCCGUCUCCGCGGUGGUUCUGCUGUUUGUGCGGGUGGGCAUCGCGCCCAUGCAAGUCUCAUGCCUGGACUUCGAAGCGCGCUUUUGCCCGAGGAGAAAGAAAGCCGCAUCAAACCUGCCCAAGUACACCUUCUGA